UUAUAACAUAAACCACUCCCACUCGUCCAUGCAUCUUCUCUUUCAACUCUUCGUCCCUUUUGCUCUCUGUGCGAGAAGGACACCCUCCCAAAGUUCGUUCUCGCUGCUUGUAGGUUGAUUUCCUGAUUCACUCAGUCACCGCUGUUCUAGAUGUCUGAAAACAUGGAGCAGUUCUUGGAGCUGUCAGUGUCUCCCCUGAUUCCGUCGCUUCCAGACGACGUCACCGUUGAUAUCGUGGCUCGUGUGCCCAGAAGCCACUACCCGACACUCUCCCUCGUCUCCAAGAAGUUCAGGAAACUCAUUGCCUCGCCUAAGCUCUACAAGAGGCGAUCUCAGCUAGGCAUCACCCAACACUGUCUCUACGCUCUUCUCCGCAACCGCGACACGGGUGACUGCCGUUUCUACAUCCUCCACCGAAAACUCAACAGCAGUAACCGCUUGGUCAUCGUCCGAUCACUUUCUCCCGUGUCUUACCGUGGAAGCUUUGUCUCGGUGGGUUCGAAGGUGUACGUGUUCAACGAUGUCGAUGCCCUCUGCAUUGACUGUGCCUCCCACACGGCGCAGCCCAUCCCUGACAUGCCUCAGCGCAUCUCGGCAACUCCCAUGCCUAGUAGAGUUGCUAAUGUCAUCGACGGGAAGGUUUACCUGAUCGGUGAUUCCCGUUUCACUUUUGAUCGUGGGGUGUCGUGGAGGAAAACAGUGAUGGUGCUUGAUGCAGAAACGCAGACGUGGGAGCCUGUGAUUAGAAAAGAAGACAUGCGGGUUGGUCCUCUUUGGUCUGAUGCGGUGGUGAUGGAGGAUAAGAUUUGCAUGAGAGGUAUUAGGGAGAGCUAUUCUAUUGUUUACGACCCAAAGGAAAACAAGUGGGAGAUGAACGAGGUGUUGAACUCUAAGGACUGGGAGGGUGGGUGUGUCGUUGAUGAUGUCCUCUACUAUCUUGAUUGCUCUGACAAGGCGUUAAGGGCGUAUGAUCCAAAGCAGAGCCGCUGGAGUGUUGUCUACGGUUUGGAUGAGUUUUUGGCGGCUGAGACUACCCAAUCAAAGUGGGCCAAUGCGGUGAAGUGCGGUGAGAAGAAGUUGGCGCUCUUCUUUCUUAAAACACAUGACGGCAAGAAGGUCAUUUGCUGCGCGGAGAUCGCUUUGGAAAGGCGCCAAGGUGGAGAGAUUUGGGGUAAGAUGGAGUCGUUUGAUGCUGUCAUCGAGGAUGGUGGGCUGUUUGACGUGAUGAAAUGUGUAGCUGUUACGGUUUGAUGCAGCAUGAACUCUAUUUAGGUCUUUCAUAUUUUCAUUUAUCCUAAAUGCCAUUUCGUGUGGUUGUAAUUUCACUUAUCCUAAAUGCCAUCUCGUGUGGUUGUAAGACUUGUGCUGUGUUCAGUUAAAUUUGCUAUGUUUUAAUCUUGAAUCGUUUCCUUAGA
Messenger RNA from Brassica rapa (field mustard), 1415 nucleotides. RefSeq names its product F-box/kelch-repeat protein At4g38940. The record is from RefSeq and is a predicted model, not a curated record. NCBI's taxonomy places the organism in Eukaryota, Viridiplantae, Streptophyta, Magnoliopsida, Brassicales, Brassicaceae. Gene Ontology annotation, molecular function: protein binding.